AGCCUGUCUUGACUCUAGCUCUGGCACCAGCUGCAGAGUCUUCAUCUGGAAGAGCUGCAACUGGUCAGGGGGAAGGGGCAUUCCCCCCACUGGACCAACAUACUGCCCCGCUGAUCUUUGCCGCUGUCAUCUCGGACCCGCUUCAGAUCACCCUUAUCUUAAAGGCCAAAAAUGGAAAGCGUUCAGGAGCUGAUCCCUUUCGCCAAGGAAAUGAUGGCCCAGAAGCCAAAUGGGAAGAUGGUGAAGUUAUAUGUGCUGGGCAGCGUGCUGGCCUUUUUUGGAGUCAUGAUUGGCUUGCUGGAGACUGUAUGCAGCCCCUUCUAUGCCAGCAGAUGGCUUCAGGAGGAUGAGGAAGCAGUGGUACUGGCUGCCAGGCUCCAGGAGUCCAGAAGAAGGGAAGCCCUGCUGGAGAAAAGCAAGCAACAAGAAGCUCUGGGGGGUCGGAGCCUCUCCCAUCGCCAACAUGCCUCCUAAAAUUAGAACAGACCCGAAAGAAGUAAGCCUCCCCAAGAGUGGGAGGAAGAGAGCCCCAGUUGACGGUACAGGUGGUGCUGCACUUGAAUUUGGGAAGCUUCUGAUUUCUGAGGAAGAAAUCUAGGACUGUGGCAGAAGGGUUCUACAUACACGUUUGGGGUAUAGGUUUUGCUGCUGUGCAGCAGUAGAGAGGGCUGAUCUGUCCUAAUAACCAUAUAUACCUUUAUGGUAUCUGAGUGCACAGGACACACUGCACUCUGGAGAAAGGGUGGCAACAUGCUUUCAUACUAUCAUUAAUAUUAUUACAGCUAUCAUUAUUUUGCAUCUUGAAAUAAAAUAAUUUUAUAAUUAUUGGGGGGUUCUGCUUAUAUGGGUGGCAGGUGGUGGUAAGAGAUGGGUUCUAAGAUCCUCUGGAGAAUCCUGGGAUUUGGGGACUUAAAAGGAAGAGGAAAAAGCAGUUUUCUGAAGGUCACACUGUGUAGCUCUAGUACUUAGAAAUCUAGUACCUUUAUGAACUCUUCUAGGUUUAGUAAUGGAGAAUGAGGAAACUCUUUGUUCAAUCCUAUUAAGGCUAAUCUUAUCCUAUGUAGAGACUAACAGGUUCCAUAUCAGGGUGGUAUAAAAAAAAGUGCACUGAAUUUAUAGAACCUGAACUCAAAACCUGACUCUGCUACUUACUACCUACACCAUGUGACCUAGAACAUGGCACUUCAUUUAGUCCCUGACUUUCUCCAUGUAGAAAAUGAUGGGGUUGGACUUCUAGCUGUAAAUGGUAGGAAUUAAUAAGCAGAGGAGAAAAGCUGUCUACCUGACAUUAUUCAGGAGAUGUAUGACUUGGCCUUUUUUUCCCUAAUUGCAUUUUGGUACAAAUAAAUUGAGAGAGAAAAUGAGGA
Messenger RNA from Sarcophilus harrisii (Tasmanian devil), 1367 nucleotides. It is a transcript of the gene G0S2, whose product is annotated as G0/G1 switch 2. Bases 172 to 474 code for a protein of 100 amino acids. The transcript is spliced from 2 exons. Lineage: Eukaryota; Metazoa; Chordata; Mammalia; Dasyuromorphia; Dasyuridae. Gene Ontology annotation, cellular component: mitochondrion. The record is from RefSeq and is a predicted model, not a curated record. Gene Ontology annotation, biological process: positive regulation of extrinsic apoptotic signaling pathway.